Malus domestica (apple) is the source of this 771-nucleotide messenger RNA. Its product is annotated as copper transport protein CCH. Lineage: Eukaryota; Viridiplantae; Streptophyta; Magnoliopsida; Rosales; Rosaceae. The record is from RefSeq and is a predicted model, not a curated record. Gene Ontology annotation, molecular function: metal ion binding.
GAUACAUAGAUUAAUGGAGAUAAGGCAAACAUCUCAAAUAACCAAGUAAGAACAACAGCAAUCUCUGAUUCUCUUGCAUGCAUUCGUAUACAUAUCUUGAAUCUUAUAUAGUUAAAUUUGGGUUUGGAUUUGAAUAUGGCCGAUAUGCAAAUCGUUCCCGCCUGCAAAAACGUAGAGGCGCAGUAUGUGGAGAUGAUGGUUCCUCUCUAUUCUCAUGGAUGUGAGAAGAAAAUAGAGAAGACCCUCUCCCAUCUCAAAGGGAUAUACUCAGUGAAGGUGGAUUAUAACGAACAAAAGGUGACGGUAUGGGGAAUAUGCAACAAAUACGAUGUGCUUGCAACUGUAAGGAGCAAGAGAAAACAUGCAUGUUUUUGGAACUCUGAAGACAACAUUGCCUUAGAAGAUCAAUCACCAGAACCACUGUCAGUGACAACACCACCACCUUCCUCUCCUCCUCCUCCCAUUACUACUCUUUCAAGUUUUAAAUACACAAAGCCUUCUUUGGCUCUGAUUAGGGUUCGAUCUUUGAGUUGGAAAGCAUGGACUCCAUGGAAAAAAGUCUUUAAUUGGUCCUAUUCAUUACCCUCAAGGCUGAAGCUCAACGUGAAUUGAUUAUAUGUAACGAUCGAUAAGAAAAUGUGAAAGAAGAGAUUGCUUGCUGCUUUCCUCUUGUUGCAAUUUGGAUUCGAUAACUAAUGAGUACUUUAAUUGAGUGCAAAUUUAAUCAUCUGUCGAUAGAAGUUGAUAUUGUUUAGUUAAUGUUAAAACUUA